AGGUGCUCCUCAUAGGGAUCAUGAUUCAAGGCUUAUCGUUCGGCAUGUUCUUGCCUCUCCGCUCCGUGUACAUCGGCGAGUGCUCCAGCCCGCGCUACCGCGGCGGGUUCCUCACGUCUUCAGUCCUCGCCCAGAUCUUCGGCGUCCUAUUCGUCCAUUUCACCGGAUCCCUCAUCAGCUACCAGCUAACGGCCCUUUGCUCCAUAUUCUUCGCUUUAAUCAGCAUCAUCUUGACGAUAUACUUGCCAGAAUCUCCGAGCUGGCUCGCAACUAAAGGACAGUAUGAGAGGUGCAGAGAGAACUUUAUAUGGCUAAGAGCGGAGGAUGAAAUGCCUGAGCUGGAGAAAAUGAUAGAAACUGUUAAUCUUUUGGAGACGCAAGAGAGUACUCGAAACAAAUUUAGAGAAUUAAUUGCAGUAGUAAAGAAGAAAGAAUUCUUCAAGCCAAUUUUGCUAUUAUUUACCUUGUAUAUUAUGCUUAGUUGUGGCGGGGCACCAGUGAUGGGAGCGUACUCGGUGACGAUUUUAGAACUGCUGAUGCCCAAAGCCAACGCUAACUUCUGGAUGGUAGCUUUAGACUGCCAGAGGCUACUCUUUACUAGUGCAGCUGUUUUUGUAAUUAACAAAGUUAGAAGAAGACCAAUGCUGUUCUUCAUUGGAUCUCUCUGUGCCGGUAGCCAGCUCUUGAUGGGAGCUUACGUCUUCGCGAAGAACAAUGACUACUUGCCUUUCGAUUCUUUGUGGAUACCCGGUGUACUUAUCAGCGUCCAAAUGUUGAGUAUAUCCAUGGGAAUGCAGCCGCUGCCUGCCGUGAUAGCAGGCGAGGUAUGUCCUUUGCAACAUAGGAGUCUUGCGGGGGGCAUUGGUUUGACAGCACUGAGUGUGUCUGCUUUUGUUGUGCUUAAGACUUUUCCUGGUCUGAUAUCCGUGGUGGGUCUGGAAGGAACGUUGGCGGUGUAUGCUGGGGUUAUAGCGGCGUGCCUGGCGGUGGCGUGGGUGCUGCUGCCGGAGACGAGCGGCCGGACGCUGCAGCAGAUCGAGGAGCACUUCAGAGGGACGCCACUCUUGGAACCUCAAAGUGACGAGGAGAAACCAUUGACAUAUGCGGCGCAACCCGUUUACUUCUCUAUUCAAAAAUGAAAUGUUUGUG
Cydia amplana is the source of this 1149-nucleotide messenger RNA. RefSeq names its product facilitated trehalose transporter Tret1-like. The transcript has a single exon. Bases 21 to 1139 code for a protein of 372 amino acids. Gene Ontology annotation, biological process: transmembrane transport. Gene Ontology annotation, cellular component: membrane. The record is from RefSeq and is a predicted model, not a curated record. NCBI's taxonomy places the organism in Eukaryota, Metazoa, Arthropoda, Insecta, Lepidoptera, Tortricidae. Gene Ontology annotation, molecular function: transmembrane transporter activity.